AUGUCGUCCUCGUCCGCCUCGAACCGCCUCGCCGCCGUCUCGGGCCAGCUCUCGGCCUCCAACCCCAAGGGCCUCCUCGCAGGCGACGUCGCCAUCAUCACCGGCGCCGCCCAAGGCAUCGGUCGCUCGUGUGCGCUCCUGUUCGCGACCGAGGGCGCAAAGGUCGUCGUGUCGGACCUCGACGAGGCAAAGGCCCAGAAGGUCGUCGACGAGAUCAAGCACAACGGCGGCCAGGCCAUCGCAGUCGGCGGCGACGUGACGGCCGACGGCUUUGCCAAGAAGGUGGUCGACGCGGCUGUCAACGCGUUCGGCUCGGUCGAGCACAUUGUCGCCAACGCCGGCUUCACGUCCGACAAGAUGCUCCACACCAUGUCGGACGACACGUACGAGCUCAUGCUCAAGGUGCACAACGUUGCGCCGUUCCGCCUCAUCAAGGAGGCCGCGCCCUUCAUGCGCUCAAAGACGCCCGAGCGCGUCGCGCGCAACAAGUCGAUCGUCACCGUCUCGUCGGUCGCCGGCAUCCACGGCAACGUCGGCCAGGCCAACUACGCGACGGCGAAAGCGGGCGUCACGGGCCUCACCAAGACGAUCGCAAAGGAGUGGGGCCCGUUCGGCGUCCGGUGCAACACGGUCGCGUUUGGUCACAUCCUCACGCGCCUCACCCAGGCCAAGGAGCUCGGCGAGACGAUCGAGGUCAACGGCAAGAAGAUCGCUCUUGGCAUUCCCUCUGGCCCCAAGAAGCAGGACAACAAGCCCGAGACGUACCCGCACAUCCCGCUCAACCGCCCCGGCACGGCCGACGAUGCCGCCAAGGCCGUCCUCUUCCUGUGCUCGCCCCUCGCGAGCUACGUCUCGGGCGUCACGCUCGAGUGCACGGGCGGCAUGGGCAUCUAG
This is a messenger RNA of Rhodotorula graminis WP1, 894 nucleotides long. RefSeq lists its product as uncharacterized. Lineage: Eukaryota; Fungi; Basidiomycota; Microbotryomycetes; Sporidiobolales; Sporidiobolaceae. The transcript is spliced from 5 exons. The record is from RefSeq and is a predicted model, not a curated record. The coding region runs from base 1 to 894 and encodes 297 amino acids. Gene Ontology annotation, molecular function: oxidoreductase activity.